Onychostruthus taczanowskii (white-rumped snowfinch) is the source of this 2169-nucleotide messenger RNA. RefSeq names its product chloride channel CLIC like 1 (gene CLCC1). Lineage: Eukaryota; Metazoa; Chordata; Aves; Passeriformes; Passeridae. The record is from RefSeq and is a predicted model, not a curated record. The coding region runs from base 310 to 1896 and encodes 528 amino acids. Gene Ontology annotation, cellular component: membrane; endoplasmic reticulum. Gene Ontology annotation, molecular function: chloride channel activity. The transcript has 12 exons.
UGCGGGCGGGGCGGGCGCCGCUGGCCGGGCCUGCGCGGUGCCGGGGCGAGGAGGAGCGGGGAGGGGUUGAGGGCUGCGUGUCUCGGCGGAGCGCGGUGUCGGCUGCGACGUGAAGGAGGCGAAGGCGGGGGAGAAGCGUGCGGAGCCGCUCCUCUAUGGCCCUGUCGGCUCCUGCAGCUCUCGGGCGGCAGUGCCGGCCUGCGCCGGGCCGGAGCGGGGCCCGGGGCCUGGCGGAGCCGCACCGGGAGACCAGGCCGUGGCGCCAGGCCGGGCAGGGAUGUCCCUGCAGGGCCGGCCAAGUGAUACAGGAUGCUGUUUCCUUCGGUGUUGUGUGCAGUUGUGCUGAUAGGGAGCUGUAACGUUCAAGAAGAUGAAUGGAUUGACCCCACGGAUAUGCUCAAUUAUGAUGCAGCAUCAGGAACAAUGAGAAGACCUUACAAGGUAGAGAAAGAAAGGCCAAACUAUCAUGACUCUGAGGAAGAGGCUGUGGAUGCAGUCAGUGCUGAAGUCUCACGUUGUUCCAGGGUGAUAGAUUCCUUGCAACACAAGGUUGCAGAGUGUGAGAAGAGGAAUGCCAAAUCACAGGAGAGCCGUAGCUUUUAUAUUUUUAAGCGAUUCUUGAAUAAGAUUUUAAAUGAAGCUGGAAGACUUGGCCUUCCUGGGGAAGAUGUGGGCCAAGUCCAUUACGAUGCUGAGAUCAUUCUUACAAGACAGACGUACUUGGAGAUCCUCAGGUUUGUCAAUGAGGAAGCCUGGCAGCCAGGUGCCCUGGAUGAGGCACUGAGUGAUAUCUUGGUCAAUUUUAAGCACCAUGAUGAUCAGGCUUGGCGGUGGAGGUUUGAAGACACUUUUGGAAUUGAUCUAUAUAAUUUGUUUUGGCUGCUCCUGUGCUUAGUGUGCAUUGUGGUUGUAAUGGCUACAGAGCUGCGGACGUGUGUUUCUCGCUUUGUCCAGCUAAAAUACGUUAUAUUUCUAACUUUUCUCGUCAGUUUUGUAUGGAAUUGGUUUUACUUGUACACGCUGGCCUUCGCUCAGCACCAGGCAGAGAUUGCCAAGAUGGAGCAGUUCGACAAGGUCUGUGCACAGAAGCUGGAGUGGUAUGGAAGCCUCGUGGAAUGGCUUCGAAGUACAUGGACGUUUCAGGAUGAUCCCUGUAAGAAGUAUUAUGAAAUUCUGCUUGUAAAUCCUGUUUAUAUGGUUCCACCAUCAAAGGCCUUGGCAGUAACUUUCACCAACUUUGUAACUGAGCCUUUGAAGGACAUAGGACAAGGUAUUGGUGAAUUCAUCAAGGCACUUAUGAAGGAGAUACCAUUAAUUCUGCAGGUUCCAGUGCUCAUUACGAUGGCUCUGGGUGUCCUGACUUUUUGCUAUGGUGCUGGAUCAUCAAUAUCUUCAUUAAGACACUUAAGGUCUUCUCAGAAGAAGAGUCUUCCUCUGCCUGCUGGUGAGCAGGAGCAAAUAGCCUUUGGGCAGUACAGCGGGAGGCCAGCAGACGAGUACUAUGUGCAGCAGCAGCCGUUUGUGCACAGAGGCCACCAGGACAGAGGGGACGCUGCCACGAGGCCUCUGCCCAGGCUGAGAGCCGGCAACAGCAGCAGGAGCCCGGACACCGCGCACGGCAGCGACGAGCCGGAUGCACAGAACAGGUUGCACACUGAAUCUGAAGUUCAUAGACUUGAAACUCUCAAAGCUGAAAACCUUACUGCAGAAGCUGCACUUGAGCAGCAAAAACAGGAGACAAGCAAAGGAGAGGGAGAGACUGGAGAAAACUGUGACCCUAAUAAAAACCUAGAAGGGAAAAGUUCUGCUGUGGAGCCGUGCGAAGAGAAGAAAGAGAAUGUUUUACAUGACUCCCAGAAAAGAGCUAAGGAAGACCCAGGCUCUGCUGUGGAGUAGAGGAUGUUGCCACCGAAGGAGCCGAGAGUCUGUUCUUCUCCUGGAAGCAGCACCUCUGAUCAUCCAUCCUGUUACUCUGGAACCGACUCAGCAGAUCGAAGAACCCUUCGUCUGCCACUGUCUCACGGCUGCUUUUCUGAAAAGGAGAAAAUUUAGGGUAUUUGACCUUAGAGUGCCUACAGCCGGGACAACUGCAUCGGAGUUUCAGUCCAGUGAUAUGCUUGAUAUUUACAUAUCUGAAAUUUAUUAAAUAAAUUUUUUUUUAGCCAACCA